UACUGGGAAGCAGAUCUUUGACCGUAGAUGUGUCUUGCCUUAGUGUCGGUCCGGCUAUUCAACUGCAGAUUCUUAAUUCGCGUAAAGGGAGCUUUAAACAUUGCUAAUUGCCGUGCAAUGAUAAUACGGACUUGUAGCAAUCUGUACGUGAAAACGCAGUUAAUCCGACAGCGGAGUACGUUUUCGGCUCUUUUAGACGAAAGCUGGCAGUCAGGCGCCGUCCUCAAGUCUCUGUCCACCAACAUAUACGAAAAUCUGGCUUUAGAGGACUGGAUACAGGAGCACGUGGAUCUGGAGAGCCGGAGCCUUUUGCUCCUAUGGAGGAACAUGCCGGCCGCCGUCAUCGGGAGGCACCAGAACCCCUGGCAAGAGUGCCACCUCGGGCUGAUGAGGGAGAAGGGGAUCCCGCUGGCCAGGCGGCGCAGCGGCGGUGGCGCUGUCUACCACGACCUUGGCAACAUCAACAUGACCUUCUUCACGUCCAAGAAGCAGUACGACAGACAGAGAAACCUGCGCAUCGUGACUUCGGCUUUGGCGGAGCUGCGGCCGGCCUUGGACGUACGCGCUACGGAGAGGUUUGACAUUUUGCUUAACGAGCAGUUUAAAAUAUCCGGGAGCGCCGCUAGGUUGGGCAGGACAGUCGCGUACCACCACUGCACCUUGCUAUGCGCAGCGGACCGGUCUUUGCUAAGCGGAGUAUUAAAGAGCACCUGUCAGGGGAUCAAGAGCAACGCUACACCAAGUGUUCCUUCCCCUGUGAAAAACCUCGCCGACGAAGACCCCACCCUGGACUGCGAGAUCAUAAUGGAUGCCGUGGCCAACCGCUACAUUAGAGAUUUUGGGUUGAAUGGCCCCCUGAUUUUGAUUAACCCCACAGAAGAACUCCGCCAUCCCGGUAUCCACAGACUGACACAAGAACUUCAGACAUGGGACUGGGUGUUCGGAAAGACACCGAAGUUUACGAUUGACACUUGUUUUGACAUCCCGCAUGAGGCAGUGAGGUCAAAGGUCAUCCUUAACAUGGAGGUGAAGUACGGCAUUAUAGAGAAGUGCAGGUUCGAGGUUCCUUCAGCUUGGCUCCCCCUUCACAUGUGUGAGGAGUUCAACACACUUCUGGUUGGCAGUAGGUUCUGUCCCAGUGACACUGCAGCACUUUUUGUGGCUGUUUCCAGGGCGAAUCCCCAGACCUGUGACCUACAAGCCAAACUGAACUUUUUGUGUACCAAGCUUACUGCUGUAAUGUAAUAUAAUACAAAGAAAAAUACAUACUAAC
Paramormyrops kingsleyae is the source of this 1273-nucleotide messenger RNA. It is a transcript of the gene lipt1, whose product is annotated as lipoyltransferase 1. Gene Ontology annotation, molecular function: lipoyltransferase activity. Gene Ontology annotation, cellular component: cytoplasm; mitochondrion. Gene Ontology annotation, biological process: protein lipoylation. Lineage: Eukaryota; Metazoa; Chordata; Actinopteri; Osteoglossiformes; Mormyridae. The record is from RefSeq and is a predicted model, not a curated record.